CACGCACGCACCAAGCAGCACCAAUCUCCCCAUCUCCCUCGAUCUCCUCCCUUUUCUUUCCUCUCCCCGUCUCCCCCAAUCUCCUUCCUCUUCUUUCCUCACCUGCGCAUGGAGGAGGAGCAGCGGCCGCCGCUGCCCAGAUGGAGACCGCCGCCAGACCCGCGCCCCACCCUCCUCCAACUCCUCUGCCGAGCCCCUCCGUCGGCCCCGCGGCCUCCUCGACUAGCGCGUGGAGGAGCAGCGGCGGCCCGUGGCGCCUGGAGGAGCAGCUGUCGGCCCCAACGCCGGAUCCGACCGCCACGACACUGGAUCCGGCCGCCGUCGCCAGUAAUCUCCGAGGGCAGCAGAUCGUCGUCGCCGUGGAGAGAAGGCCGGUGCUGUCAUCGACUUCCAUGCGGCGGCCGUGGAUCCUCGCACAUCCGCCCACUGUACGGGUGGAGUCUCGCCGCCGUGGAGUGGCUAUGGAGUCUCCCCGCCGUGGAUUAGGGAUUUGAUACAUCGGACAGGCUGCCAUGUUAAACACAUCACUGGCAGGAAGUUAGUGGCGCGGUACUGAUAAGCUUUUUCAAUUACAGUGCUCUGUCGUCAUCGCUUGAGUCCAUCGGCACCCACUGGAUGCGCUCGCCAAGCUGAGAGUUGCAAGACCUGCCGUGUAGGCCGUGGCCGUGGCCGAGCCCACGCGCGACCUCCGCAAGAUGGCCGCACACACCGCCUAGCCCGUGCAUCCAUUUGGCAUGCAUGUCCAUGCCGAGGUGGCGUGCGCCGUCAUCGACCUUGCUGCACGUGCGGCCAAGUCCACGCGUCGUAUCGCCGUGCAUGUCCUCGCUGAGUCCGCACACGUCGUCGUUGAGACCGCACGCACGGCCCUCACUGUGCUGGUCGCCUUCUUCCUCGCAGCCGACGGAGAGCUCGCUGCCGAGUCCGUGGGAGCCGUGGCCAAGCCCGUGUGCGCUGCCCGUGAUCGUGCCGUGGCCAACCCCGCGCACGCCGUCGUCCAGCGGCUCGUCGUCCAGCAAGUCCAGUCCGAUGGAGCGCGCGCCGCCCUCACUGAGCCCGUGCGCCUCGUCUUCUUCCUCACUGCCAACAGAGAGCUCGCGGUCGAGUUCGUGCACGCCGCCGUGGCCGAGCCCGCGCGGCUCGUCGCCGUGGCUGCCGCGCGGGUCCCAGAGCUCGCUGCGACGGACACGUCUUCCUCCACCUAGGAGCUUCUCUUGUUCUUCAGUGUCUUCUUCCUCGCUGCAGACGUAGAGCUCGUCGACGCCAUCGUCUUGGCUCUGCCCCUAGAUUGAAAGGUCCUGGUAUUCGCCGUCAUCGGUCUCCUCGUCGGAGUGGUUGCCAUGCAUACCAACGGCGAGCGAACUCAUCCUCCACAGACGGAAGACAAGAGCCCUCUUCGAUUUCUCAUCCCGCAUCUCCACCUUUCUCUUCUCACCAGCCAUCUCGUUUGGUGUUCUGGGCUUGGAAAAUGGAGGCGGAGGAAGCGAGGUGUACAGGAAGGAGUCGUACUACUCGGGAGUAAGAGGAUAGGAGAUUUAGGGGAAAGAAUCUAUAUACAGUAAAAAAAAAGAGUUGAUUGUGUUGGAAAAUUAAGCAAUUCCAAGAAUAACAAUUCUAGAGUAUAGAUCAUGACGA
This is a messenger RNA of Brachypodium distachyon (stiff brome), 1632 nucleotides long. RefSeq lists its product as uncharacterized. The coding region runs from base 735 to 1202 and encodes 155 amino acids. The record is from RefSeq and is a predicted model, not a curated record. NCBI's taxonomy places the organism in Eukaryota, Viridiplantae, Streptophyta, Magnoliopsida, Poales, Poaceae. The transcript is spliced from 2 exons.